AUGACGACGAGCUACAGAUACUCCGAUGAGAUGAUCGAGUUCGUCCUCGAGAGGACAGUUCCGACGGAGCCAAUUCCCCGAGGAAGGAAGAGGGCGCUGUACGAAGAGACAGCUGAGCUGUUCACUCAAAGAUUUCCGGACUUUGAGAACACCGUCAAAUAUGCUCAGAUCAAGUACAUCACCGAACACUUUGGCAGCAGUGCAGACUUUGGAAACCGUAAAGGAAAUGUCAUCUACCAUGACCCCACGAAGAGCCGUGUCUCCAAGGCUACCCACAACCCUCCGAAGCCGGCACAAACUACUACACAAGCGAAAAAGAGCAAAUGCAUUCUCUGCCUCCAUUGUGAUGGAAAGGGAUUUUUGGAGGUGAGCGAGGAGCCGGCUGAUGCUGGCGCUACUUCGUCUGCAAACCUGCCGACACCUGUAACUCCUUACCCGAAUCCGGCCGCUGUUCCUAUGGGAACGAAAUCGUAUCAAAGCUUAGAGCCAGCUGCCGGUAUCCAUGGAACAUCCGUUGCUACACCCCUUGCACCUCCUACUCCUAACACUCACCGCCGACCAUCGCAGUUUGGUCCGUUGCUUCAGCAGCAAAGCCCCCACCCUCUAACCACACCAUCGGUACCUCUACGAGCCGGCAUCCGUGAGGGAAUUCAGCAAAGCACAGCAGUGCGCAACGCUCCCGCUUCCUCGACCCUAGGGGGCACUUGGUCUGCGAUUAACACUAGACGGGAAGCAACCAUGUCGGCUAAUGGGGUCAGAACAAAUGGAAACGGCGCCACGACACGGGGAAAUUAUAACCCCGCGGUGAGUGCAGCAGCGAGGAACUUCCAGAACUCAAUCAUGUCAAAGAGGCAGUCCUUGGGCAUGACCCACCAACGUAUCCCUGCAGAGCAGAACGGGGCUACAGCCAUGAAUAUGGGGACCCCGGCCCGGCCGGUUCACGGGCAAGCGGGUCAGAUGGCGGCUCCGAACAGAUAUCAGCCUGUUAGGCAAGAAGGCAGAGGAGGAAUUAUACCUCAGACCACCCGGCCUGCUCCGAGACAGCCUAUUCCGACGCCUAAUACGACUAAGAAGCCGAUGCCGUCGAUGGGACAGAACUCAGCAUUGCGGGCACUAGAAGCUGCUCCUGCUCGUGGUGCUACCCCUGCUCGUGGUGCUACUCUUAAGCGAUCCCGAUCUGAUGAAGAAGCAAGUGUGGGCAUUCCGGCUAGAGAUACGGAACACACCGGGGUACAGGAAUACAAGCUGAUGGCGAACGAGCCAGCUUCGAAGAGGUGCAAGGUUGAUACGAAGGAGAACCCUACCUUGGCGAAUGGUAACGGAAACCUAGAUGCAUCGGUUGCAUCAGUUCCGGUUCUAGAGCCCUCUUGGGACAGUUACCUGGACGAAGUUACCGGCGGCUUCUUUUCCGACGAAGUUGGAUUGAGCUCCGACCAAAACCAUGCUCCGACGGACAGCUCCGCGCUUGACCUCGGACUUGACGCUGGAGACGGCUUCCAGGUUGAUCAGAACCUUACCAACCAGGAUACUGGUUUGGUUGCUUCGACUGCGGCUGGGGAGUUUACAUUUGAUCUCGAAGCCCCUAAAGCCCCUGAAGCCCCUGAAGCCCCUGAAGCUCCUCGAGACGCCCAAGACGCUCAAGAGUUCGGAGACUUCGAUCUUAUCCGGGAAUUCUUGAACGAUCACGGCGAUGGUCUUGACUACCAGCUAACCGGCAACGAAGUAUUCGAGGAGAACACCAAUGCUGCUACAGGCACCGAGUUUGAGUACCCGGAUAUAUUUAGCUAA
Molecule: messenger RNA, 1788 nt
Organism: Daldinia vernicosa
Lineage: Eukaryota; Fungi; Ascomycota; Sordariomycetes; Xylariales; Hypoxylaceae
Exons: 2
Coding region: 1-1788 (595 amino acids)
Source: RefSeq, a predicted model, not a curated record